This is a messenger RNA of Oncorhynchus tshawytscha (Chinook salmon), 1720 nucleotides long. Its product is annotated as probable ATP-dependent RNA helicase ddx17. NCBI's taxonomy places the organism in Eukaryota, Metazoa, Chordata, Actinopteri, Salmoniformes, Salmonidae. Bases 1 to 987 code for a protein of 328 amino acids. The transcript has 2 exons. The record is from RefSeq and is a predicted model, not a curated record.
AUGUCUACCACAGGUCACCAAGGAAACAGUAACACUACCUAUAAUGUCUCUACCACAGGUUACCAAGGAAACAGUAACACUACCUAUAAUGUCUCUACCACAGGUUACCAAGGAAACAGUAACACUACCUAUAAUGUCUCUACCACAGGUUACCAAGAAAACAGUAACACUACCUAUAAUGUCUCUACCACAGGUUACCAAGGAAACAGUAACACUACCUAUAAUGUCUCUACCACAGGUCACCAAGGAAACAGUAACACUACCUAUAAUGUCUCUACCACAGGUUACCAAGGAAACAGUAACACUACCUAUAAUGUCUCUACCACAGGUCACCAAGGAAACAGUAACACUACCUAUAAUGUCUCUACCACAGGUUACCAAGGAAACAGUAACACUACCUAUAAUGUCUCUACCACAGGUCACCAAGGAAACAGUGACACUUCCUAUAAUGUCUCUACCACAGGUUACCAAGGAAACAGUAACACUACCUAUAAUGUCUCUACCACAGGUCACCAAGGAAACAGUGACACUUCCUAUAAUGUCUCUACCACAGGUCACCAAGGAAACAAUAACACUACCUAUAAUGUCUCUACCACAGGUCACCAAGGAAACAGUGACACUUCCUAUAAUGUCUCUACCACAGGUCACCAAGGAAACAGUAACACUACCUAUAAUGUCUCUACCACAGGUUACCAAGGAAACAGUAACACUACCUAUAAUGUCUCUACCACAGGUUACCAAGGAAACAGUAACACUACCUAUAAUGUCUCUACCACAGGUUACCAAGGAAACAGUAACACUACCUAUAAUGUCUCUACCACAGGUUACCAUGGAAACAGUAACACUACCUAUAAUGUCUCUACCACAGGUCACCAAGGAAACAGUAACACUUCCGAUAAUGUCUCUACCACAGGUCACCAAGGAAACAGUAACACUACCUAUAAUGUCUCUACCACAGGUUACCAAGGAAACAGUAACACUACCUAGUAACAUUCAAUAAUGUUAAAUAUCACACUGGAGUCACGUUCUGACACAAUGAUGUCAUAGUUUAUUACAACAAGAAAUCAUCAAUACAUGGAAAAUACCAUUCAACUGUAUAUACAUGAUCAAUAUAUAAUAUACAGUGGGGUCUGGAAUUAUAGACACCCUUGAUAAAGAUAAUAAUGACUGUAUAGAAUACAUCAAUAUAUAAUAUACAGUGGGUCAGGGAAUUAUAGACACCCUUGAUAAAGAUAAUAAUGACUGUAUAUACAUGAUCAAUAUAUAAUAUACAGUGGGUCUGGAAUUAUAGACACCCUUGAUAAAGAUAAUAAUGACUGUAUAAAAUACAUCAAUAUAUAAUAUACAGUGGGGUCUGGAAUUAUAGACACCCUUGAUAAAGAUAAUUACUGUAUAAAUAAAUAAUUUAAAUACUGAGCUCUAUCAUCUGCUCAACAACAUGUCAAUUAUAUUAUUUUAUACUAACACGAUUGAUCUGAUUCAAAUAUUUAGUUUAACAAGUAGUAUUUAUUUUCUAAAUGAUUGACCCCCCUAAAGAGUAAUAAACUAGUCAGAAGGUCAGUAUCUGGUUCUAUAUUCAUAGCAAUGACAUCAUCACACUGUAGAUUUUCCUCCUUGCUGUCCCCAGUCCACCUGGCCAUGCUGCUGUUCCAGUUUCAACUGACCUGAGCCCUAGGACCAUGCCCCAGGACUACCUGACAUGAUGACUCCUUGCUGUCCC